Dissoconium aciculare CBS 342.82 is the source of this 1695-nucleotide messenger RNA. Its product is annotated as alpha/beta-hydrolase. NCBI's taxonomy places the organism in Eukaryota, Fungi, Ascomycota, Dothideomycetes, Mycosphaerellales, Dissoconiaceae. The coding region runs from base 158 to 1531 and encodes 457 amino acids. Gene Ontology annotation, molecular function: hydrolase activity. The record is from RefSeq and is a predicted model, not a curated record. The transcript has 5 exons.
CUCCAAUGGCAACUCGAACGUUGUCGACAAUCUGAUGUUGCCCGUCGACCAUACACUGAUACAGCCGAGAGUGACGAAAUCGGUGUAUAAGGAGAUUUAAUAUCUCCUGAGAAAUACAUUGUGAAAGAUAUAGACUGUGGUGAUAUCGAUUCUCGAAAUGUCCGUCGGCGCGGCCAUCGUGGAAAGCGUCGCCGUUCUCUACGGUUGCCUUCUGCUCACCUUUGCGUCCGUGUACGCACUCACACUCAAGGAGACAUGGGUGGGACCGAGUGAGGCAGAGAAGAAGAACACAGCAGCUAGUUCUCACAAGCAAUGGUCCCUCGAAUAUGAUGCAGAUCCAUUACUAGCACACGACUUUCUUUCUUUACCUGACGAUCUGCAGCUACACUACAUCAAGACCCGCCCUGAACUACGCAAGCGUCCAGCUCGCCAUCUUGUGAUCUUCAUUCACGGCUUUCCCGAUUCAUGCCAUCUCUUCCGCAAGGUCCUGGAGUCCGAUCUCUCUGCAGAUGCUCAGUUUGUGUCGUUGGACUUGCCUGGCUGCGGAGGUAGCGACAGCUUGCCAAAGUACAGCUCCGAUCUCGUUCUCAAUGCUGUAGUCGACGCAAUCGUUCUAUUGAAACGUCAAUACUUGACUCGGGAUGGGAUGAAGUGUAUCUUGGUCGCCCAUGAUUGGGGUGGAGUCGUCGGCUACCGCAUUGCUGCUGAUACCCGCGGACUCUUCGAUCGGAUGAUCACCAUGAACGGCGUCUACGCAACCAGCGUCGAAGCUGAUAUCCGACUCCGCUUCUCUCAAGCAAGUGAUGCUUGGUCUCAAUGGUCGAAAAAGUCCCCGUUUGGAGCUACUAGCGACAAGCUUGGUCCUGUCUGGAGCCAGCUCUCAAAGUCACACUAUACAUUUCUUCUUCAGCUCACCUUCCAAUGGCCAAAAGCGAUGCCGUCGGUUGCAGCAGCUCUCCUCCGCUACGUCCACCGUAACGGCUCACACAAAUUCGCCUCAUCAAUCCCUGAAGAAUCUCUCGCAGCUUGUCUAACAUCCUCCUACGGCCCAAGCCCAGCCGAGCUCGCUUCGGGCAGCACCAAAGACGGCCUGACCUACGGCCCGACAGUCCACGAACGUGCAAAGACAACCCCACCAGGCGACUGGAACCAACGUUUCCGCCUCUACCGCGAAGGCCUCAUCCUCGAACCUUGGACCCUCGCUGAAGUCCACGCGAGACAUGCAGUAGGGACAUUCAAGGACGAAUCAUCAGACGAGACCAGUAGCACACAGCCACAUCGCCGGUUGGAUGUCCCAGCAUCUCAGCGCUUCAAGUAUCCCGUCACGGUCCUCUUUGGUAUUGACGAUGAGGCGUUGGAUCACCGUAUCGUGGUAGACUCGCUUGACGAUUUCUUCAUGCGCAAGGAGGAUGGACCGAAUUUCGGCCCGUCUAAGAUUAGGAAGAUGGCCAAAUGUGGCCACUGGUCUCCCAUGACGGAGAUAGGUACGGCGACUUUGAUCGAAGAGCUCAAACCUCUGAUCGCCGCCUAGACUUUGAAAUAGUUUCAUGUCUUGUCGUAUAGUGUGGCAAUGCUCUUCGGUAAAUGCUCUUGUCAUCAUUAUAUAACAUAUGAGCUAAAUCCUCGCGGUGCUGCAGCCCCGGCCUACAUAGACCACGCGCCAUCGACAUAUGUGAAAAUGUUACCUUAUUGCGC